CCGUACCAACCUAUUCACGCAAAAGCCGUCCCAACAUCUAUGGUGUAGGUCCCUGCAAAACAUGCUUGCCACAAAAAAGGCAACGCUCUGUUAGCCAGGAAAUCAGCACAAUAAUUGGCUUCACGAAACAUAUGCAUAACCUUAACCUCCCAAUCCCGCCUUGAUAAGCCUUUAAUCCUUCCUAUCAGAGUUUUCACAUGCCCAGGAGGUUCCCUCAAACCCAGCGCAAAAUGAACCACACUCUUAUUAUCACAUUCCACAAUGAUCUCUCGAUUACCCUUGUUCCAAGCAAUCACCAGACAUUCCAGCAGAGCCGAAGCCUCAGCCAUCGUAAUAGAGUAAAUGCCUAAAUUCAACAUGAAUCCACACACCCAAAUAACCCAAAUCAUUUCGGAUAAUGCCACCCCUCGAUGUAAGCCCAAAACCUACCUUUCAAAGCAUAAGCCGAAAAAACAUAAGCUUUACUCCAAACAAAGUCCACCAGCUCCUCGCACUUCCCCUUUGAUCCCAAAAAAUAACUUUAUUCCUCUUUCCCUACAAAGCCCAACAACUCUCUCCAAAAACCAGAGCCCAAUCCAAUCCAAUCCACACCUAGGCUUCCAAAUUAUUCACUGUUAACAUAUAAAAUUGUAAAAUUAAGAAAACUCAAAAUUAAUUAUAUUUAAUUUGAUUGACCAAUGAUGUUUGUUUGAUAUUGAAAUUGAAAAUAAAAAAAAGUUGUUUUUUGUUUUGCUUUUUUCUAAAAAAUUAUUUUAAAUAUAAAAAAUUUAAUUUAUUUAUUUUAGAGUUUGAAAAAGUGAUUUUCUUGAGAUCUCCAUUCUUUUCACUGGCUAGUCCAAUACAACAACGGAGUGAUACACCAACUUCCUCUGCCUGCUCAAUACCUUUCCAAGAAACUUCUUUCAAGAUUAAGGUUAAGAGUUCAUCUUCUGAACUCCUCGCACAGAUUUUGAUCUCAAGGAAGAGUUCCACCUGCCUGAUCUGCAUUCAUAUUUCUCGUCUUACACACUGAUCGUCUCUUUGUCCAUUAAUUUCUUUGGUACUUUUCAAAAUGGCUUCUACUUCAUCUUCCAUCAUCCCCUCUAAAAUCACCUAUGAUGUUUUCCUUAGUUUUAGAGGCAGUGACACUCGCUCAAAUUUUACCAGUCAUAUUUAUGCUGCGUUGUGUCGGAAACAUAUCACAACAUUCAUUGAUGGUAAUAGUCUUGAUAGAGGAGAAGAAAUCAAAGAAACCCUUCUCAAAGCGAUUGAAGAAUCCAAGAUUUAUGUAAUAAUUUUCUCGGAAAAUUAUGCUUCCUCUCACUGGUGCCUGGACGAACUCGUCAAGAUAAUGGAAUGCAUGAAAACAAUGGGGCGAAAGGUUUUGCCCGUUUUCUACCAUGUAGAUCCUUCUGACGUUAGAACGCAAACUGGAAAACUUGGAGAAGCAUUUGGGAAAGUUAAACAGCAAUUCAAGGAGAGCAUAGACAGGGUGGAGAGGUGGAGCACUGCUCUGACUGAAGCAGCCAAUCUAUCUGGAUGGGAUUCAAGCAAUUAUAGGCUUGAAUCAGAAUUAAGUGAAAGAAUUGUCAACCAAAUUGCAAAGAAAUUGUGUCCUAUCUUCUUUAGCACUUCCACUGAUUUGGUAGGGAUUGAUUCACACAUUGAGCAAAUUCUGUCAUUGUUAAGCAUUGGGACGGUUGAUGUUCGUUUUGUUGGAAUUUGGGGAAUGGGCGGUAUAGGCAAGACAACCAUUGCUGAAGCUCUUAUUUGUCAAAUAUUUGAUCAAUUUGAUGAUUUUUGCUUUUUAAGAAAUAUUAGGGAGAAAUCAAAAAAGCACGAAUUGGUUCAUUUAAGAAAAUGUCUUUUUUCUGAACUUUUACAAGAUGAAAAUCUAAGCAUAGAAAUGCUCCAUGUAAUUCCCACUUUUGCUAUGGAGAGGCUCAUAAGAAAGAGGGUUGUUGUUGUUCUUGAUGAUGUCAAUGAUUCAGAUCAAUUAACUGCUUUAGUUGGAAAUCAUGGAUGGUUUGGCCCAGGAAGUAGAAUCAUUAUAACUAGUAGAGAUAAAGAAGUGCUUAAUGGUAAGGUUGAUGAAAUAUACAAGGUUGAGGGACUAAGGCAUAGUGAAGCUUGUCAACUAUUUAGUUUGAAAGCCUUCAAACAAAAGUAUCCUCCGAAGGAUUUUAUGGAGUUGUCAGAAAGGGUGGUAGAUUAUACCAAAGGUCUUCCAUUGGCUCUUCAUGUGUUGGGUUCCCAUCUAUGUGGAAGGUUUCCAGCAGAAUGGAAAAGUGCAUUGAGCAAAUUAAAUCAAUUUCCUGACUCCAAUAUUCAAAAAAUCUUAAAAAUCAGUUAUGAUGAGCUAGAUCCAGUGGAAAAGGAUAUAUUUCUCGACAUUGCAUGUUUCUUCAAGGGAAAUGAAAGAAAUUGGGUAGAAGACAUACUAAAUGGCUCUGGUUUUCCUGCUGGCUGGGGAAUACUUCGACUACUGGAUAAAUGCCUCAUAACUGUUGUGGAUGACAUAUUAGAGAUGCAUGAUUUGAUACAGGAAAUGGGUCAAAACAUUGCUCGGCGUAAAAUGGCAAGACAUGAAGGAAUGAAAAAAGUUGAAGGCAUUUUCUCGGACAUGUCUGAAUUAGGAAAGAUACACUUGGGUCAUGGAGCCUUUCCACAGAUGCAUAACUUAAGAUUGCUCAAAUGUUAUAGGCCUCAGAAUUGGUCAGAAAACAAAAUUAUAGGCUCUACAUCUGAAUCUAGUGAACCAAGUCAUCUUCUGCAUCUCUCCAAUAAGUUGAGUUUACUUCAUUGGGAUGAAUACCCUUACAAAUCUUUACCAUCUAAUUUUUUAAUGGAGAACCUUGUUGAAAUCAACAUGCAAGGCAGCAAAGUUGAACAACUUUGGAAUGGACGUAAGUGUCCUCAACAAUUAAAACGGCUCAAUCUUUCUGAAUCCGUGCACCUGAGGAGGCUCCCAAAUCUCUCUUCAGCAACUGAGCUGGAGUGGAUAAGUCUGCAGGGAUGUGAGAGUUUGCUAGAGAUUCCUAUGUCGAUUCAAUGCCUGCAAAAACUUGUUUGUCUUGAUCUACAAGGGUGCAAGAAGCUGAGGAGUCUUCCAAACCUUGUCCAGUUGAAAUCUCUUAAAGAGCUUUCACUCUUUUGCUCAAAUUUGAAGAUGCUUCCUGAGAUUCCAAUUGGCAUAGAAGAGUUGGAACUAGAGGAUUGUGGAUUGGAAGGGCUGCCCUGAUCCGUUCCAUUUCUGGAAGAUAUUUAUAUUUUAAAGUUGAGGAAUUGCGAAAACCUUUUAAGUCUUCCUAGAAGUUUUCAUUUGAAAAAUGUUGAUGCACUUGAUCUCAGUGGUUGCUCGAAUCUCACCAAGUUACCAGAGAUUAUAGGAGAUUUAAAAGUACUACUGCUAAACAAGACUGCAAUAGAAGAAUUGCCCUCAUCAAUAAGAUCAUUUUCUUCUCUUGUUGUGUUGAAUAUGAAGGGAUGUGAAAGUCUCAAGAACCUUCCUAGCUGCAUUUGUGACAUGAAAUUCCUUCAAAUGCUUAUUCUUAGUGGGUGCUCAAAACUUGGGAAGUUGCCUCCUUUAUAUGGUUUGUGCUCUUUAAGAGAGCUAUAUGUUGAUGGCACUGCACUUGUAGAAAUCCCCAUUGACAUUUACGCUGCAGAAUGCCUUCACAGACUUGUUCUUAGUGGGUGCUCAAAACUUGCAAAAUUGCGGCCUCUACAUGAUUUUUCCCAUUUAAUGUUGUCAUAUCUUGAUGGCACUGUACUUGUAGAAAUCCUCAUUAAGAGAUUGAAUGGUAGAAGAUCGACUAUUGUAAUGUACCACAAGAGACUCCAUGCAUUGCCGUUAAAUUGUACACUAAUGGACAUUGCAGGAUCAUACAUUGUCCCCAUUGCAGAAUGUGAAGAACUCAGCGGGUCAUAUAAUGUGUACAACUAUUGUAAUAGCGUAAAUUGGGAUCAGAAUGCACGUGGUGACAUUAUGGUAGAUGCACUACUGAGAAUGAAAGAAAUAAGCAUUACGAGCGAUACAGAUGCUCAUGUAAUUGUUGGUCUACCCGGAAGUGAAAUUCCAGAGUGCUUCAACUAUCAAAGCCCAGGAUCUUCAAUGAAUGUUCUGUUCCCUCAAUGUUGCUUUAAUUCUUUGUUCUUGGGUUUUGCUUUUUGUGUUGUUCUAGAUUUUGAGGUUCCUGUUGUUCCCAAGGAAGGUGAUUGUUUCUACUUUGCAUGUGAAUGCCGUUUCAAAAUUCCUACGAGAGAAACAUAUGACAAUGAAAGGUCUGGCAGGUUUUUGUCUUCACUCAACCUUUUUUUUGAGGUGGUCUUUGAAUCAGACCAUCUGUUUCUUUUCUACUACAAGCCACGUUAUCUUUGUAAUCUAAAUCAUUUCCUCAUACAAAGUUGUUGCAAUGUCAUGGAAGCGUCAUUUGUGUUCAAAUCAGAAUUCAAAUAUUCUCAGUUGAAGGUGAAAAUGUGUGGGAUCCAACUAUUGUAUUCCAAAGAUGUGCUGCACAAAUGCAAUGCAAGCAUAAAACAAAGCAAGUUCUCAUCACGAUAUGGAGCAACCAGGCCCGAGUUCCUACAAGUGAUGGAAACCGACACCAACAAGAAGAGAAGCAGGGAAAACUCCUUCCCCUUGGAUUGCAUUACCAUCAUUGCAGAUGGCAAAUCUGAUUAUGAGGAAGAAGAACAACCACACCCUAAAAGAGUAAAGUGAACACUAGCACCAAAGUGAUUGUGGUGCUUUCAAUGGCAUUAGCCACACGUUGCCUCAAGUAUAGAUAAGAUGCGAAACUAGCUUUAUAAAUUGUAAGGCUAUGUUUGGAUGUGAGUCAUGUUGACAUUUUUCCGAAGUACAUAAUUCAACAUUUUGUGAUUUGAACCUA
Messenger RNA from Hevea brasiliensis (rubber tree), 4871 nucleotides. RefSeq names its product disease resistance protein RPV1. The record is from RefSeq and is a predicted model, not a curated record. Gene Ontology annotation, biological process: signal transduction; defense response. Lineage: Eukaryota; Viridiplantae; Streptophyta; Magnoliopsida; Malpighiales; Euphorbiaceae. Gene Ontology annotation, molecular function: ADP binding.